This is a messenger RNA of Acanthaster planci (crown-of-thorns starfish), 4397 nucleotides long. Its product is annotated as type-1 angiotensin II receptor-associated protein-like. Gene Ontology annotation, cellular component: plasma membrane. Lineage: Eukaryota; Metazoa; Echinodermata; Asteroidea; Valvatida; Acanthasteridae. The record is from RefSeq and is a predicted model, not a curated record. Gene Ontology annotation, biological process: angiotensin-activated signaling pathway.
UUAUGUAGAUUUUAUGAUGAUCUUAUUCAUCAUCACAUGCGCUAGCUCAGUAGCUGGUUAAUUUUUUUCCUGAUGAAGCACUAACCUCGAGAGCAGUGCGACGUCGAGCUCUUCUUUACUUACCGGGGAGUGAGGCGACAAGCUUUCACCAUGAGCAGUCCCAAUCCGUUGAAUUUGCCGCUCGGUUCCAUAAUGGACAAGUGGGUUUUGAAGAUCAUUGUGGCAACGCACUUCCUCUUGACAGUAUGGGCGCAACUUGGGGUUUUCCUCCCAAGUGGAUACGAGUACAUGAACAUCAUCCUUAUUCUGACUGGCCUGUGGGCCGUAGCAAUGCCAGAGAGCAAAGAUAGUAUGCAUAUGUUCUUCAUCUUCCACCUCAUGAGCAUUUUGACAGACAUCAUUUUCCUGGGCGUGUUCUUUGGACCAUCUCAGGAUAGCCUCUGUAGUGGAAUUACAACAACUGCUUGCAGCAACUUCCGAUUCAGUGCAGGGAUGGCCAUCAUUAACCUGAUCAUCAAGCCACUUAGCGCCAUCUUCCUCUUUAUGGAGCUGCGGCGGAGGAGUGGAGCCUACACAGGCUUCCCGGGUCAUCCCGGAUCCAGUGGCUAUGAGAACAUCGACCAGCCCAUUCCGACCAAUCAGCAGGUGGAAGCUGCCCAGCCCCACCAAUCAGCAUUGGAUAAACCCUACCUACCGCAGUGAAGACACGCCUCCCGGAGCAAUAGCUAUGUGAGAAAAAGAUACCAAUACUGCAGUACUCAUGAAUAUGUACGUUGGGGGUCCUUGUCAUUUAUGAAUAUUCAUAAUAUUAUCUUAUUUGGGUUAUGAAUAUUCAUUGUACAGUUGCUGUGAUGAAUAUUCUAAUGAACUCCGCUUUUCAUGUGUGAGUAGUGAUUUGACAAACAUGCGAGAGUCGUGGAUCUCAUUUGGAUAAUACUGUCUCGAUCCAGUUCUAUAAGAUCCUUUCAAAUGUUCUGUGCUUCUAAACUAAAAGGUGUCUCUCAAAUGACAUCACUUCCUACAAAUUGCCACGUGCAUCCGCAAGUGGGGCUUCAAAUUCAUGACACGCAAGCGUUUUGGAUCAACAUUUGCACACUGCACGCACAUGCACCUGAUGGCCUUCGGUACGUAGUUAUAAUAUUCCUACGAAGCUGGCAUCGUACAUGUAUGAGAGAGAUCUACAUGUAUACCUAGAAAAUGGCAAAAUUCUGGAAGGGGAAUUGAAAUUAAUUGCACAGAAAUCAUUCUUGUACUCAAGGGCCUUGUAGAACUGAGCGAAAUGUUUGCAAGAGAAACGAGCAGCACUCAUGAAUACAUCUGCUUGGAUAAACGAUCCUGAUGAAUAUUAAUUAUCAGGAAUUGGUUGGUUGGUUGCUGGGGGCCAGACGGUUGUGAUGUAGGAAUGUACAUACAUGUACACCGUACUGUUGUAUUUUGCUUACGAAGAUUUGUAGUAGAAAGUGGAAACUGUACGUAGCUUGAGAAGAGUUUUCCUGUCUAACAUUCCAUUUGUAUUCUCAAGCAAUAAGAAUGUCAGUGUAUCAGAUGGUCUUUCUUAGAUAACGGGCUAGGUGUUUUGGUUUAGAACCAAGUUAUGCUGUUCUUUUACCAGUGGGUCUUAGAGGAGACAGUUGGGUGGAAGUGGGUAAAUGCUUGGAGCAUAGGCGAGGAUUUCAUGUUGAGGUGGUGGCGGUUCUCUGGUUCCCCUUGCUAAAGUACUUGUGUGGUUUUGCUAGGAUCUCAUUGCACAUGUAGGUUGCAAAACAGGUCCACAAGACCUGACUGGGACUUACACUCGUCCAUGCAAGGUAAGCAACUUUCUGAAAAACAGUUUAAGAGGUAUUUUAGAUUUGGGUUUAUCUGUGGCAAUGUAAAGAGGAGAUGAGUUUCAAGGAAAUCAUGAUCAGAAAUUGAAGGAGCAUUCUCAGUGUUUUCCAAUUGUGAGCUACUCCCAACAUCAAGGAAUGCCCGUGUAAAGGAACGUUAAUUGAGUCUGUUAAAACCGGCGCUCACUCAUAUUUAUUGCAUACACAAUACACUAGGUUUGUGGACAUUCAGCGGAAAAUUACCUGUCCUGGCCAGAUGUGAAGAGGAAGCGGUAUAUGCCUGUAGCGUGUUCACUAUCUAAGCAGGCGUGUGACUUCUUAAAUCUGCUGGUUUUCCUGUUUUAUACAUGUACCUGCACUUCCCAUGUGCUCCAUUACAAUUUGAAAAAAUUGUACAAUUUUACUGCAGCUUGGAAUGGCUUAGAUUUCAAGUGUCCAAGUUGAAAAAUGCUUAACAUUUUCUUCAGUGACUCCCACACCCUGUUGAGUAAACAGGUGUGAAUGUUGUCCAUUAACCCUAACCCUCCUCAAUCCUUCACCUGUUGGAGGACUGAGGAGUGUUAGGGUUAAUGCAUAGAGUUCUUGUGCACUGUGUUUUUCCUGCAAGGGUUCAAUGAUCAAAGCACGGAGGCUCUACUCAUGCCAAGGCCGUGCUUGAAUAAGUUGGCCGUGGGCUUGCUGUAACGUAUUUCUGUGGGAAACUAGCUGAAGCUGCUAGCUUGUGGCUCGUGGCUUUCAUAGGUGCACUUGUCAUUUCUAGCCACAGCCAUGACAUCUGGCCACCAUAGCCAAAUCCACAGACUUGCCUCAGUGGGAGCUGCACUGUGCAAGAUCUCACAUUGCUGCACCUGAUUUGAAAACCUGAUUAGCUCCAGAGGAAACUAUAUGAAAUCCAAGUUUGACACGCUUGUAAAUGAGCUGUUAUAUCUGAACUGCAAGUAAGUAGAGGGGAAAAAUGUAUAAAAUACUUUUAUAAUUGUAAAAAGUGCUAAUUGAUUAAAAGUCCUUAUUGAUGUCUUAUGCUCUGCGGGUACAUGUAAUUGAUAUGUAGGUAAGUAUCCACCUUAAGCAAAAGCACUCCCUCAUCCGUUAAACAGAGCCAGGUUGGUCAGGAGUGUUCAUUUUGUUGGCAGCCAUGUGUCUGUAACGCAUGCAUUUCAUAGUUGUUUGUGAACUGGCAAAGUGCAGUUCCAACCAACAGAGCUAGGAAAAUUGCUUCCUUUCUUGGUCCAGCUGGGGGCUCUUAAAGAAGUUAGUUUGAAUCAAACAUGGAAGGACCGGUUGCCAGUACAUUGACUUUUCUGAGUAAAGCAGAUCAGUUGCUUACGUUUCUGUCGAAGUUGACCUUGCAGUUCACAUGGGGCCAAUUUCAUAGAGCUGCUUAAGCACAAAAUUUGCUUAAGCACGAAAAAAUCUUGCUUAAUAAAUCAGGUAACUAGCCAAAAUUCUAGCCAAGACGCUGUCCGAAACAUACCUUAUACUGGUUUUACAAGGUUUUCUUUUUGAUCAUUUGCCUAUUGCUUUCCACUGGUAAACAGGUGUUUUGGGAUCGUACUUAGCUGUCUUUUGGUUAGCACGACAAUCAGAUUGAGUUUGAGCUGAUAACCUUUAUUUUUAAGCAAGAUUUUUUCACGCUUGAGCAAAUUUUGUGCUUAAGCAGCUCUAUGAAAUUUGCCCCUGGUAGUCUGCUAGAGUUUCAUACACGUAUAUGUAGCUGUGUAUGUAUGCUAAAGGUUUGGAACCAGUAUCGUUAUGGAUAUGCAUGUAGGUAAUUUGCAUAUAUAUGCAUGAACUUGCAGCCAAUGGGAAAAAAAACCCAGACAUAUAUAGGCUUCCUGCCCGCUUAGAGAUUGUAAAUCUUAGCAAAAGUGACCAUCUCAGAUGUGUGAAUGACUAGUUGUUAAGUGUGCUUUGGGGCAAGCUGUAAUCAUGUACUCUGUACAUUUGAAGAACUUCUAUCCAUGUAUUAUUGGCAUUCAGAGUUGAAGAAUGAAACGUAUCCCAUGUGAUGGUUGGAGAUUGUGUAAAUGGAUGUUCUUAUGAUAGAUUAUAACAGAAUCAUGAUAUUUUCAAUAGAACCUGGACAGUCUGGGAACUAGUUGUCACCUGGGUACCCUUUGUAAGUAUUUGCAUGUGUCUGCCAAUGUAGAAUGUAACUCCAUACUCGGCAGGAAAAAAAAAUGAAGACAUUGAAACAGAUGCUGGAAAAGGGGUCUAACACUUGACAUGCUUGAAAAAGACAAAUGUAUCUAACAUUAAUUUAACUCUCAAGAACUAUUUCACGAGUGCUCCAGGGUGGGGAAGGGUAGCCUUGAUUGAGUAAUGGACAGUGUCAACAAAUUGGUUGUAUCAUUUUCAUUUGCAUGCGUACAACAUGAGAUUUUCAAUUUGAAAUAUUCUUUACAUAUUUUCCUGCAAUAUGUUUGGCUGUUCAUACUCGUCUGAGACAAGGAUUUUGUCUGAGAAGACUGUAGACCAACAGGUAUUUUCGUGCAUUUAUAUUAUUACAUCAGUUUAUGUUAAAUGUACAUUUUUGAACUGUGAAAUAUAAGUGUAUUCUGUAUAAAGUAG